UUGGUUGGACAUCAGAGAGACUUCAGUAUCAAAAAUUCAAGAUAUCAAGUUCACGCUACGCAACGAGAUUAACAAUGAAGACUUUCCUUGUCCUUGUAUUGGUGACUAUGAUUUCUGUGUGGAUCAAUGCUGACAAUAGUGGUAAUGAGGCUCAGGAUUCGUUUGUUUUGAAAGUCUUCAAGAAAAGGCCCUUUACAAUAAGGAAGAUGAGGAGAAUUUUACAUAAUGCAAAACUUAAAGCCCAUGGAUACCAGGUCGAAAAAAACACUAAAGUAAAGAGAACUAGCGAUGGCAGGAGAGAGGACACCGUGAGCCGUUUCUAUUACAAGAGAGUCCCGUGUAGCCAGGCUGGAAAGAUAGAGAAGGAACUUGACGUACUAUUGAAAGGUGUUUUUGGAAAAAAUGUCAAGCGCAAGCUUGACCAAGACUUAAAGAAAGUGAAAAUAACCUCCGGUAGUAUGUGCAAGGUAGGGUUUGAAGUGCGUCGCCGCCGGGGAUUCAGUAACCGCAUGAUAAAAAGAGGAUGGAAAAUAAGAAUCCGUAUAAGAAUCCGUAUUUCAAUAAAGAUAAAAAAGGGUCGCCGGUGAGAUCCAUCUUUCACAUCUGAUUCUUUUCAUUGGAUGAUGAUUAGAUUAGAAAAGACUGACAAAAAUGAAUGUAUUUGUAAUGAGCAUCCAUGAGAAUCUGAUUGAAUAAAUAUCAUUAAACAUG
This is a messenger RNA of Exaiptasia diaphana, 711 nucleotides long. RefSeq lists its product as uncharacterized. NCBI's taxonomy places the organism in Eukaryota, Metazoa, Cnidaria, Anthozoa, Actiniaria, Aiptasiidae. The coding region runs from base 75 to 587 and encodes 170 amino acids. The record is from RefSeq and is a predicted model, not a curated record. The transcript is spliced from 3 exons.